AUGCCCAGUGCAGCACAAUGCACGGUCAAAGACGGACGACUCAGAGGUCAUUCUCGCACUCUUAAUGUCUUAUCGCUUCCGGUGCGCGCGCAGGCCUUCCGGGGAGCAUACAAUGCCCAAAUAGUUGUUAACGUCAACGGAAUAUUCACUACUGCACUUAUAGACAACGGAAGUGGACUCACUUUAUUUCAGGAUACCGCAGCUGUCCUCUUUGGUAUUCGGGACUUAGAUACACCUUACACAGAUCUGGCUACCGGAGUAAGCGGCCAUACGCUCCGCAUUACCGACGCUGCGACCAUGGAUCUUAAAAUUGCAGGCUUCAGCCUCUCAACUUUAAUCCAUUUUACCGACAACAAAAGCAUGACACUUGGGACCUCUAUGAUGCCUUAA
This is a messenger RNA of Gongylonema pulchrum, 390 nucleotides long. Lineage: Eukaryota; Metazoa; Nematoda; Chromadorea; Rhabditida; Gongylonematidae. The record is from the annotation of a GenBank genome assembly.